AUGGAAAUUUUUGGAAUGAUAGAUCAAUCGAGAUCGCCUAUUGUGGUCGAGUGGGUAGAGCACGUACACCGAACCAGAAGGGCGACGUUCAAUGACACAGCCAAGAACUGGCCCCACGAUAUUCCUUACGUCAUCCACAAGGCGUACACAGGUGACCGCGUGACCUUGAGACUUGUGAUGGACUACAUCUCUAGCCGCCUGUGUCUCACUUUCCAUGACGUCACCAACACCUACGACCCCAAUGACCGCACAUGGUUCACCAGCCACGGGUUCAAAACCAACUCGUACAUGCACUUCAUACAAGGAGCUGGUUGUUAUUCAGGUUACGGUCAGGGCUAUAGUCAGGGACCUCAAGAUGUCAGCCCCUGUAGUGGUUUUGGCAUCAACCUCCACGAGAUCCUUCACUCCCUCGGGGUCAUCCACAGCCAAACUGCCCCCAUCAGAGACCUCUACAUGACCAUACACGAGUCGGACAUCCGGCAGAGUUUUGUAUACAACUAUGCUAAAAUUUCCGAUCCAACCCUGGUGAACUCUUUUUUUGACCCGGACUCGAUUAUGAUGUACCCUGACGAGGCGUGGCAUUUGAUGGGCCUGGAGACAUACAUGCCAAUUAGAGAUGAUUUCUUCAACUCAGCACCGCCGUUUUCAGCUGAAAAUGUGGUUUUCUACGAACUGACCCUCAUAUACAGGUGUAACGAACUAUUCUGCAACAACGACCAGACGGACUGUGGCCCAGGCUACCACACGUUGAUCAAUGGACGGUGUCGCUGUGUCUGUCCGGAUGAGUUGGAUUACAACACCAAUUGUAGGACACACAUUAAUGGACCAUCAAAGAACGUCUCGUGGCCUGAAACUCAAAUUGUCCUGUAUGGAAGUGAGCGCUGCCCGACGGGAUUCGAUCCUACACCAGCCCGUCUGCCAGUGUCAGGACGGUGGGCACCGACCAUAGAUUCUGCGCCAGACAAAUAUUCUAAGAAGGACAGAACCAUGACCUUCCUCAUGUGUAAAAAAUCGACCCCAGUAAACCCGGCAAAUGUCAAGUGGAAUACAUGGCCCAGGGGAGGCGACUAUUGUAUUGUCAAACCUAAGGGACAAAAGUGUGGGGGAGUUUUUGAGGACGGUGGUCUAGAAUUUAAGACCUUUGAAGAGAGCCACCCAAUAGGAGACAUCGGCAACAUCACCAUCAACGGCAACAUCGUCAGGAUCAACUACUGCUGUAGGGACAAGGAACAUUACGGGCUAGUGGUCGAACUGCCCAACUCAGAGCCGUUCAAAUUGGUGGCUAAAUAUCACAAGUGUCCGGUAGUUCAAGGUAUGAAAAGCACAUACUCCACGAUUACAAUUUGGACAGAUCAUUCGUUAGACUAUGGUGCCAAACCACCCCUCAAUUUUUUCUUCCAGACGGAGUUCCUGCUCCUACAUUACCUGUGUCACUACCAGCCGCCUGUCUACGGCUGCAGCCAAUUCGUCACUCUGAACAGGGCUAAACAGUCAGUGACCAUCGCCACACCUGGGUUCGGUUCCAAGAGGGAGCCAGACAGGCGGUGUUUUUACAGUUUUACUGUACCUGUUGGUUCCAGACUGAAGCUGACCUUGAACAAAUUUGACCCACACGUCACCGACGAGUUUCUCAUUAAACGUUACCACAAGUGGCAGGACCCUAUCCUCAUCAACGGCGACUACCAACCCUAUCAGUUGGUUAGUGAAGGAGACUACUUGUCUCUACAGUACUGGGCUUCAUGGGAGAAAACCAACAACAGGGGAAUUAAGUUCACUGUCGAUGUUGUGCUCGCCGAGGAAAUGUGUUACGAUGUGGCGACAAAAGGGGCAGACUACUACGGUGAGAAAUCUGUUACAGAAACUUUCGAGCCUUGCGUCCCUUGGGAGAAAGCCACAUCUUGUGAUGACUUCCCCUUUGAUGGUUUCAAAGGAAUUUCCUUGUUAGAAAGCGGAAGUAGCUGUAGAAAUCCAGGCGGGUCUCUCCUUCAGCCUUGGUGUUAUACUUUUGUCAGGGGCAGCGUUUGUCAUAAACGUUAUUGUGACGUCUGCAACUUAAAGGCCCCAGUAGAUAUACUGAGCACAUGUUCUUCACUGAAACAGAAUGUCCCAGAAUUUUGCAGAAGCGCCAUUGAACGCCAUGGAUGUUUCGCCACGUGCAAAUUUCCUAUACAUAAUUAUAAACCAGCCAAAUGCAGCCCACCCAGCCUACCAUCUGAUGUGUACGCCGCUGGAGGAUUGAAGAGUGUGUACAAGGAAGGGGAGGUCAUCAACGUCACUUGUACAACUUCCGGUUCUUUAGUAAACGUAAUCAGAUGUACCAAAACUGGAUGGUCGGGCCAAGCUCUUGCUUGUAAAGCCACUGGCUCCUGUAAGGAUAAAUACCAAAACUGUGAAAAUAUUCUGGCCAAAUUCCCGGAGUUCUGCUCAGACAAAAGAUCGAAUAACUCGGCCUUGACCUACUGCAAGAGGUCAUGUGGAGGGUGUCCAGAAGCUACUCGAUGCUCUGAUCCUGUAGGGCUAACUUACAUCAGAACAUCUCGAUCAGCUGUUAUCUCACCUGGUCAGGUCAUGAACUUCACCUGUAACUAUAAUUUGUAUCACGUGGAUGGUGACUUACACAGGGCGUGUUCCACUUCCGGUGCCCUGCUGGGAACUGAACCAUAUUGUCAAAGUACACCAUUACCUGUUGACAUCCACCUGGAGAAGAUCAGAAACCGCAGGGAGACUUUACCUGAGAAACUGGCUUUUCUCAUGGACAUCGACGAUUACAUAAUCCCGUUCAACGGCAUCAUAACCAGAUGGUACUACUACUGCGAGAAGAAAGGAACCCUGAACUUUAUUGUCUUCAGACCAUCGGGGUCAGACUACAUCCAUCUAGGUACCAACAGUGUCGAGUGUGAGCCCAAGUGGCUCAGGACGUUUAACGUUCCUAGUGCAAGUCAGGUCCGGGUCAAACAGAAUGACGUGGUUGGCGCCUACUCCCUCAACCCCGACACACUCAGCGUCAGCAACUGUUACUCAGCAGAGGUCAAGGUCAUGUCGAUUCCCGCCGAGAUCGUGGAGUCACUUCCUGUGCUGAAGUUGAAAACAAAGUUCAAGAACAAGCAGUGCCUGGUGCCCUCCAUGGGGUUCAGAGUGGAGCCAUACUAG
Messenger RNA from Physella acuta, 3150 nucleotides. RefSeq lists its product as uncharacterized. Gene Ontology annotation, molecular function: metalloendopeptidase activity; zinc ion binding. The record is from RefSeq and is a predicted model, not a curated record. NCBI's taxonomy places the organism in Eukaryota, Metazoa, Mollusca, Gastropoda, Physidae. Gene Ontology annotation, biological process: proteolysis.